This is a messenger RNA of Osmia bicornis bicornis, 6847 nucleotides long. It is a transcript of the gene kibra, whose product is annotated as protein kibra. Lineage: Eukaryota; Metazoa; Arthropoda; Insecta; Hymenoptera; Megachilidae. Gene Ontology annotation, biological process: negative regulation of organ growth; cell migration; regulation of DNA-templated transcription. The transcript is spliced from 13 exons. Bases 1085 to 5116 code for a protein of 1343 amino acids. The record is from RefSeq and is a predicted model, not a curated record. Gene Ontology annotation, molecular function: molecular adaptor activity; kinase binding. Gene Ontology annotation, cellular component: cytoplasm.
UAACCGUAACAGAGAGUGGCUCUACCCGUGUUAAGUAAAAGCGGAGUGAAAUAGCGUGCGGGUGAACGCAAGACGAUUUCUGACAUUGCUCGAAGGAAGAUCGGAUACGUUGCUGGUAUACAUAUUCUCCACGCAACGAACGUAAAGUUUAGUGUAAGAAGGAAAAGGGAGCACGGUGAAAUGUACUCGACAGCACCGGCAUUAGCGUGCAUUUCUUAAAGCGGGUCGCAGACGCAGAUGCUGUCCCGUCUCUGCUCUGAGAAACUCGUCGUUGUUCCUGUUGUACGAAAAGGAGCACGACGUGAUUGCGACUGUUCGCCGAUACACUCGUACCAAUUUUAUUUUCGAAAAUUGGUCAAUGAAACGUCUGUGUAAACCGAGUUCGCAAGUGUUCCCCCCGUUUAUUUGCCGGCACAGUGCCGUAAGUAUUUCUCCAGUGAACCUGCUUUCCAAUCGUGUAAAACCCGUAAUUGUGUAAGAACAGUAGAAAUCGAAGAAAGGUGCAGAGACAGAACAUCACUACACGUGAUGUAAAAUCAAAGCCUCGUUAAACAGAGGUUCAGAGUGUAAAUGGAAGUGAACCAUAAGUGAGACGACAGAAGGGGUGAAAGUGCUUUUACAAAAUCGAAGUCAGUUUUUUCUGUGGUGUGAAAAGGAAAAAAAAAUCAUUCAAAGGCUGUGCUAUAAUAUAUUUCUCCUCCAAUUUGGAAAAAGUGCCCAGUGUGAGAUUAAGGGAAAAAAAAGGAAAAAAGUGUUACAAUAAUGUAACAAGCAUCUGUGCACGCUCUCGUGCAAAUGUAGGACCACGGUACUGUCUCAAGGCAAGAUACCAACAGUGGACUUUUCUUCGACGGCCAGCUAUGUUAACGGUGGAAUUCCGCUCGAGAGGAAUCUGAAGGCGGGGACUCUGACGUCACUCCGCUCAUGAUAAUGAGGUAUUCAUGAUGGCGGAGUAGCGCGCGAGGAAGAGAGAGAGCGCUCAUCGUGUAUGUGGCACGAGGAGUGUGUGCUCGCGCGCACAAAUAUGUGCCUGUCGACUGGUCGGUGAUAGAGAGUUUUGGAUGGAUUUAGAGCGCAGUGAAAUAUGCCAAGGAGACGGAAUGGGGAGAUACCGCUUCCGGAAGGGUGGGACGUCGCGCGAGACUUUGAUGGAAAAGUGUAUUUCAUCGAUCACAACACAAGAAAAACAACGUGGAUCGAUCCUAGAGACAGGUUCACAAAACCUCAAACAUUCGCAGAUUGCAUCGGAAACGAGCUUCCACUUGGUUGGGAGGAAGCUUAUGAUAAACACGUUGGUGCAUACUACAUUAACCAUGUCAAUCAAACGACACAGCUCGAAGACCCAAGGCAGGAAUGGCGAGCCAUUCAGGAGGCCAUGCUUCGAGAAUAUCUUCAGACCGCACAGGACGUGCUCGAGGCGAAGAAGGAAAUCUACGAUGUGAAGCAACAGAGGCUAUGUCUGGCCCAGGAUGAGUACAAUCACCUUAACAACGCUCUAACGACGCUCGGCGCAUCGCGUACAAGUUUGUGCUCCAGUUCGAGUUCCUUGAGUACCAAGUACGAUCCGGAUCUGUUGAAAUCCGACGUUGCACUCGCGAGGAGUCGAGUUUCUCGAUUGAAACGAGAACUCGAGCAGAUCCGAGCAGAAAUGAAUUGUACGCAACGAGGAGUGAACACCCUUUCAAGUGUCGAACAAAAGUUGAGUGGACAUCAUGGAGGUUGCUACAACAUCACCGAGGCCCAGGCGAUCAUGACAGAGCUUCGCAACAUUCAGAAAUCGUUGAGUUCAGGGGAGAAGGAGAAGGCUGAAUUGAUGCAAUCUCUGGCGCAGCUGAAGGACGAGCUGACGAGAUUGCAGCUAUGCGAGGGUAGCCCCGAAGCUAGCACCCUGAGCUUACCGCAAGAGAAACUGAGCACAGCAUCCCAGACCGACUUGUCCGGCGAAUUGGUGCCGAUCGGUACCCGUUUGGCCGAGAUGGCGCGUAUCAGGUUGCAGUACGACGAGGCCAGGAAGAGGAUACAGCAUAUUCAACAGCAAUUGGCGGACCUCGAGGAGAAAGUGACACCGGGUCAGACCGAAAGCGACAAAGACAAGCUGCUGCUAUUCCAGGAGAAGGAACAGUUGCUCAGAGAGCUGAGGAGCAUCACUCCUCGCACCAGGACGCAGCAGGACAUGAAGAAGAUCCAGAGCGAGAUCCGUCGUCUCGAGCAGGACUUGAAUAACGCCCUCGAGCUUUCGAACAAGACCAUUACCGAUCGUGUACGGCUUCACGAAGAGAAGCAGCUACUGCUUCAACAGUUAAGCGACGCUUUACGUUCCAUGGCGGUGCUCGAAGGUCAAUUGAAGACUUUGAGCGCGAGCACCCUUUCGGUGAGCAGCAGUUCCAGCCUGGGAAGCCUUAGCACGACCAGCAGCAAGGGUUCUCUUAGUUCUGGGCUGAGUUUCACCGAUAUCUAUGGCGGUCCUCAGUGUUUGGGUCCUGUUAGCUCGCAACAAGACCGACCCGUCGACAUGGUCGACCUCCACAGACGCGUCGAACGAUUGCUCAGAGGCUCCGAACAGAAUAAUCUUGUCAGUACUCCGUCGCCUGGUCGAUCUCAGCCCAGUUUGUCACCGAGAUCCAGUUUGUCCAGCGUCAGUCCCCCUGUUUCGCCGCUCUACGAAAAUGCCCCGAUGGGGCCACCUCCCGCGUACGAACACGUGGAAAUGCAAAGGCGGCAGCAUCAAAGACCUACCACCUCGUCGAAUGCUCAUUUGGAUGGGAAUCAGUUGGAGGACCGAUUGGCGGAGCUCAGGCUCAGCCAACAGCAAACCUCGUCGCACGAACAAUCCUGCCUUGGCUCUCAGGACCGAUUGAAGUUGGUCGGUGGUCCCCAUCCACCCGUCGAACUGCAGUCCGGAAAUAUGUCGCAAGGCAGCGGUCUAGGCAGGCCUGUGUGUAUGAUACAACACCAGUUGCCUUCCCAGGAGCCUCCGCCUCUCUCGCCGAUCAGCGAGACGCCUCCACCGACCGGAAUUCGAUCGAGAGCCAGCAGUUCCGGUACCAAUACCAGGUCCGUUUCAGCUGCGGUUUCCGACGAAAGUGUUGCCGGUGAUUCGGGUGUGUUCGAAGCCUCUAAUCGCAGGAAAGUACUUGGAGUGAUCGGAGACGUGGAUUCGUUGGCGCUCGGGGAGAUGAGCCUGGAGACGGCGCAGGUGCAAAUUAAGCUUAGAUACUCUGUAAGUGAUGGUCUACUUCACGUUGGAAUUGAACGUGCGAGGAAUCUAGCUGCCCUUUUUAUUCCUAACAACGCGCAAGUGUACAUUAAGGCUGCGUUGCUUCCGAUGCAGCCUCCCGUUAAUCACAUGUGUUGUACGAAACCUGUUGUGGAUUUGCGCAAACCAACUUUCGGUGAAACCUUCCCGAUCGCGGUACCACUGAACAAGCUAUACACGAAGACACUGCAGGUUAACGUUUGGUGCACGGGCAAUGAGUCUGAGGAGUGCUUGGGAUCCGCCCAAGUAUCGCUUGCAGACUUCAGUCCAGAAUUGCCAAGCGUAAAAUGGUACAACAUACUCUCCUUUCGCUUCAUGCAGCCAUCCGAUAGCCCUAGCACUAGCACAAGUAACAGCAACAGCAACAGCAUCUCCACCAGCGUAGCGAGACAGGCUAAGCAUGACAAACAAGAGUCGGAUAUAUCGGUGUAUCGUGGUGGACAGAACGCCAAGGAGGAGAGCAGCGACGAGAGCACGAUCAUCAGCUCUCAGACGUCCACUUUGACCAGGAAUCAAGACUGCGACGAAUUGCAAACGGCCAUCUCGUUGAGGCUCGAGGAGUUAGCUAAUUGCUUGGGCAGCCCGGAAGAAGAGGAUGAGAAUGGCGGCAGUGAAAGUGGAAGCGAGGACAGUGACGAAGAGGGCAUCAUCGUGGAAUUUGUGAUGGAGGACAAUGUUUUGGAGGAUGUCUUGGAACACGAGGAGGAUGAAGAGCUAAACGAGGAAGCAAGGCAAACUCAAGACAAGGAAACGAACACCGAAUGUAUUUUUAUACCAGAACAGGGAAAACAGAGGAAACUUUCCGCUGCCGGAGUUGUUUCUAAUACCCUGCACGACGAUAAAAAUUCAAUCGUAAUCAAAAGAAGUCAAACAUUUUCGCCCAGUGCUGCGGUUAGCAAAAAUCACUAUAUUUGUCGGUUGAAUCGAAGCGACAGCGACAGUAGCAUGCCGCUUUAUCGCAGAGGUGGUCCUUUCCAACGAAAUUCAGUGGAAAGACGAUCCCUUCGAUGGCGAAGACCCUCGUCUGCUCUGAGCUGCAAAACCGCUUCGAAGAAAUCCACCAAUUUGCCACCUACCGCUAGAACCUCGCUAGAUCUCGAACUGGAUCUUCAAGCGCAACACGCCAGAUUAAAUAAUCUCCAGGACGAGCUAAGCAGAUUGCGCGAAUUAAAGCAAAGGUUAGAGCAAGCUAGAGAGAAAGGAGAUACCGACUUUGCUACCUGGUUGUUGGAGGACCACAAGUUCCAGAAUCUUAUGGCGCAAGCUGAAAGCGGGAAGAACGGUAAAAGUGCCGAGGAUAAGCGAGUGGAAAAGAUGCUGAAGAAAACUUCGAAAGAGAUUUACAAACUAAGAAAAACAAAGGCUGGCAAAGGAAAACCCGAUAUUAUUUCUUUCAAAGAAAAGAUGGCUUUCUUCACGCGCUUUAAUCUCAAUGUUCCUGUACUUCCGCCUGAAGAUUCGCCAUGCGAGAUCGCGUUAUCACCAUCCCCGUCGUCCGCUCAACACAAAAGACAUGCCUCGGAACCAGUUACCACUGAAUCCAUGGUUAGUAAACUUGGUGCUCAAUGUGCAUUGAAUUCGGCUACACGGUCAAACAGUGUUCCUAGCGGAAAUGCGUCUGCGGUGAGAACUGACGGUGCCGCGACCACUAACGCGAGUACGACUACAAACAUAGCCGAAGACGUUCCGACGAACAGUACAAAUAAAUCUGUGAACGCAAAAGGUCGACCUAACGAGGGGAACGCGCACUGUCAGGAGAACGGUCAAGGUGAGAACCUGAAGACAUCCGAAGAAACUGACGGUGAAGAGCCACGAAGAUACGAGUACGUGGUAGACAGAGUUCUCGGUGUCGAAGUGUAACGUUCGCACAUUAGGUGUCUUUUCUUUUGUUUUUUUUUUUAUUUGAUUUUUAACAGAUGGACCUUUCGGUCCAUCCGAAUUACUCGUUAAUUAACGUACUACGACUUACCAUAAAUAAUUUAAAUCAGCAAAGGAAUGGAAAGAAGAAGAAGGGAAAUGUUAUUUCCUCGCUUUUAUCGAAUUCAAGGUGCCAUGCACAAUAUGAAGAUGGAUUUUUAAAAAAAGGACUGUUUACCGAAAUACAUUUUAACGUUUCAUAUAACGGUGAAUAUGUAAUGUUAGUGUAACUAGUACAACGAAUUUAACGAAGUGUUGCCGAUAUUGUUAUUGUUAUUGGUUAUCGACGUGACGACGCGAUGCCGUGAAAAUUCUAGGAAGAUUUUGAGGCGAUAGCGAAAAAUGCGCGACCCAAGCGCUCUGUACAUACGAGAACGUAAAUUAUUUAAAUGAGAUUUAUGCGAGAAUUAUUUAAUUAAUCGAAUUCCAUCAGGUUCCUCUACACCAUACCGGUUCAUUCAGCGUAAACUCGCUUCCCUUGCGUUUUCGAGCUCUCACACACACACACAACCCCACCGAGCAGCUGGACUGCAAUUUGAAAAUCCAAUAGAGAAAAGAAGGUAAAGGGGAAAGAGGAAAAGAUUGUCGCCCUGGUUGGCUGAAUUUUGCCUCGAUUCCAUUAUUGCCAUUUUCCAACGUGUUCACAAUUAGCUUUGAAUAUUUGUACGCUUCUCGUUCUUCGUCUAUUGAUCCUUAGAAUUAAUAAUAAUAAGAAAAAAUGAAAUUGAAAGGAUACCAUGAAAAAUUGAAGUUUUAAUAUUUCGAAUAUCAUUUUAUACAAUAAUCGAGGAACCUGGUAGGAAUUGGAUAUUUUCUGGGUGACUAGUAAAAAUCUUGGAAACAGCAGGAGUGUAAAUAACUUUGUAUAUACGCAUCCGACAAUCAUGUUUAAGCGUUGCAAAAUUUCAAGGUGCAGAUGCGAUUUAAUAUACAUUUAACUAUGUAUGUUAAACGUAUGCGUGCACGUCUACGUAUUGGACGUUGGUAUGCUUGUGUCCACAUAAUGUAUGUAUGUAUCUAUAUAAAUAUAUAUAUAGACAGUGAAAUUACGCGGUAAAUUUGUGUAUCAGCCGCGAGGAUACAUUUUCAUGGUAAAAAAAAUGUACGUGUACAAGGUUUGUGCAACGUUUUCUUACUGAUAGCAUGAAAUGUUCGAAAACACGUGUAGUAGGGUUACAUCGACACAAAGUGUAUUGAACCUAUUACGCGUAUGUAUGUAUUUAAUUAACGCGUUAUUAUUAAUGUAUUAUAUACCAGUGUGACGUUGUGUCUAACUGCGUCGAAGCAAGUGUAACGAUGAUGGUGUUGAUUAGCGACGAUGAUAGGGAAAUAUUAAUAACAAUAGAAACAUUAAAAGGAAAAGAAAGAGCAACGAUAACGAUGCUAAUAAAGGGUAUCGAGACGGUAUGGAGACGACAAUGUUGACAACGAUGGCAAUGAUUAAAACGACGACAGUGAAUGUAAUAGAACACGAAAUAUGAAUCAUCGUACUGAUAUCGAUAAGAAUAGUAAUAACAGUAAUAAUAAGUUCGUAAUGAAAUAUACACAUACAUAAACACGUACAUCCUCCGAAAAAACAACCACAGUAUGACUUGUAAGUAAUGAUAAUGAUUAAAUGGUAGUGAUUCGUAUGAUAACGAUUAAAAGAAAAAAAUACAGUAUAUUCUUGCCAUA